Messenger RNA from Brugia pahangi, 1278 nucleotides. Lineage: Eukaryota; Metazoa; Nematoda; Chromadorea; Rhabditida; Onchocercidae. The record is from the annotation of a GenBank genome assembly.
AUGCACGAAGCAAACGUUUUUGAUUUGCAGUUCAGUACAUCGAAGCAAGCGCUAUCAUCGAUAUUGCAAUUGAGCAGGUAUUUAGAGAGCAAAACACUACUCGUUGAUCCUCGCUUCAUAUCACUAAUACAAGAUGUUCAAGCACAUUUCAUCAGUGAUAAGCAACUACGUAUUGGUGAGGAGAACCUUAAUGAUAUUUUAGAAUCAAAUAGUGUAGUGAUGGCAUUCUUUGAUCGAGACGGGUUAGAUAUCCUAAAUUUGUUGAAGAGUCAUAAUUUAUUAUGGAAAAAAUUUACUGAUCAAAGCUUUGAAGUAAUAAUCGAUGGAAUUUCUCAUCGACUAAUACCGUUCAGUUUAUCGAAAAGCGAAGAUUACAUCGAAUUUAUUUUGAGGAAGGUUAAAAGAAUCAUACCGAAAUUUGAUGUUGUGAAAUACAGGGUGGAGAAUGAAAGUUUCGUAGGUCCGGUUGACUGGAUCAGAUUUGUGUGGACUUUACAGCGCAGUAGAUUUAUCAGCUGUGAAAAAGCUUUCGCAGCACGGUACCGCCAAACUUACCCUCAGUUCUUCAGCGGAAAACCUCGAAUUCAAAAUGGGAUCAUAUUGACACUUCAGAGAUUCCGCAAUUGGGCGAUUGAGCGUGGUAUGACACCGAUGCUCUAUGCCGGUACAUUGCUAGGUUGGUAUCGAGAGUGUGGUAUUAUAACAUAUACACAUGACAUCGACUUUAUGGUGUUUAUCGAGGAACACUAUGACAAAUUUCCUGAUGAUGUUAUGAAUAGUUCGUUUAUCGAGCUUAGUCUGCGGUUCAACAAACCGGAAGACUUAUUGGAAUACAAAGUGUACAUAGAGAAUGGCAUUCCAAUGGAUAUUUUCUUUUUAUAUCAUGAUCAAAACAGUUCCUGGAUUGGAGGUCUAUCUGGUGUAACCAAGUACAGGUUUAUUUAUCCGUUGAUUAAUCGAACUUGUGCAACCGAUCUGCUCGGUUAUUUGAUGUAUGUUCCAUGCAAUGCGUUGGAUGUUAUUACGAGUGAUUAUAGCAAGAAUUGGUCAGAACCGCUUCAUUCUUCCAGAUAUUUCUGGAAUGAAUCUCCAUCAAAUAUAUUAGGGGCUGGAACUGUUCCUCCGGAAGAGAGAGCUGAAUCUUUCAUACAAUACAACAGUGUGAAAAACAAAAAAGCCAAUGAAAAGAAAUCAAAUCCUCCGAUAAAACGUGUGACAUCUCAAAGAGCUGAACAUUAUAAAACGUCGAAUGUCUCACAACGACUAAUGAACACUUGA